GCGAGUGCCCGGGCGAAGCCGCAGGUCCGUGAGUUUGGCCGGAGGCGCGAACGCCGGGCGGGGGGAGACGCGGCGAUCGCGGGACGCUUAAAAUAAGCAGAGGGUUCUCGAGAGUUCGCUGUGGAUUCUGCUCCGGAGACCAAACCUGCCGUCCGCCCCCGAGGAGGGGGUCACCGUCCCAGGUUUCCUGUUCCCCCCCGAAAUGGAGAGUGCCGGGAAAGUCUGCCCGUGAGGGCCGGGGAGACCACCGCCUGACUGUCCGGUCCUCUGGGCCAAUCCGUCCGCCCUCCGACCCCCUUCACCACGGCGACCGCCCUCCCACCGUCCCAUCCUGCACCUCCUCCGUCAGCAUGGUGCCGCCCCCUCCCACCAACAAGCCGCACGUGUGCCUGUCCACCAUUUUGAUCGUCAGCAGCAUGGCGCUCAUCGACGCCUACCUGGUGGAGCAGAACCAGGGCCCGCGGAAGAUCGGCAUCUGCAUCAUGGUGCUGGUGGGGGACGUGUGCUUCCUCAUCGUCCUGCGGUACGUGGCGGUGUGGGUGGGGGCCGAGGUACGCACGGCCAAGCGCGGCUACGCCAUGAUCCUGUGGUUCCUCUACGUCUUCGUGCUGGAGAUCAAGGUCUACUUCGUCUACCAGAACUACAAGGCCGACCGCACCAGCCUGGACGCCGUCGCCCGCAAGGCCCUCACGCUGCUCCUGUCCAUCUUCAUCCCCGUCCUCUUCGUCGUCCUGGUGGCCAUCGACCACAUGGAGUACGUGCGCGCCUUCAAGAAGCGCGAGGAGAUCCGGAACCGCCUCUUCUGGGUGGUGGUGGACCUGCUGGACGUCCUGGACAUCCAGGCCAACCUGUGGGAGCCGCAGAAGAAGGGGCUCCCCCUGUGGGCGGAGGGGCUGAUGUUCUUCUACUGCUACAUCCUGCUGCUGAUCCUGCCCUGCGUGUCGCUGAGCGAGAUCAGCAUGCAGGGCGUCAACAUCGUGCCGCACAAGAUGAUGCUGUACCCCAUCCUCAGCCUGGUCACCAUCAACGUCGUCACGCUCUUCAUCCGCGGCGGGAACCUGGUCUUCUACAAGGACGUGCGGGUGUCGGGCAUCCUGAUGGGGAAGAACGUGCUGGCCAUAAUCCUCAAGGUGUUCAGCUUCGUGCAGUACAAGAGGCAGCUGCACGCCCCGCCCGCUUUCGGCAUCGAGCUGCAGAAGAACUCCGCCCCCCACAGCCGACCUUUGCCCCCUCCGACACAGGCGAUGCUUCAGGACCAGAUCACCCCCCUGCCGGAGGUCACCGCCUGCGGACACACGUGACACCGGCGAUUUCUGGCUGGGGUCCCUAAAAUCGCCCCCCUCUGGGGGAGCUAUGGAAAACGACUGCGCACGGAACGGUACAGAACUCCCGUCUGGGAAUACUGGGAAUCAGUCAGGACCCACAGUGCAGCUUUCCUUACGGACACAAUGAACGGCAUAUUUUUUUUUAAACACAACAAUGGGGAAAUAUAUUUUUUAAACCGUCUGCUGCAUUAUGACAUCAAAAAAAGAAAGAACAAAACAAAAUGGAUGGUAGCACUUGUGUAGUGUAAUUCUCUGAUUUUCUAUUCUAUGUGAUUAAAAAGUUAUGUUAUUGUUACUGCAGUUGGGAAAACAGAGUAAGGCUGUAUCAUGAGAAAUGAAGAUCAGGCUCUUUUUUUUUUUUUUAAAGCAAGAGUGUUUCAUAUGUUAGGCCUACAAGAUAAAGUAUUGUGUUCAUGUCAGACAGCUGUGGUGUUUGUAUGUGCUUUGCGUUACUGGGGUCUACUUUCAUGUUCACUCUUAUUAAUGAACAGAUCAAUUAUCAA
Conger conger (European conger) is the source of this 1828-nucleotide messenger RNA. Its product is annotated as transmembrane protein 121-like. The coding region runs from base 351 to 1301 and encodes 316 amino acids. The transcript has a single exon. The record is from RefSeq and is a predicted model, not a curated record. NCBI's taxonomy places the organism in Eukaryota, Metazoa, Chordata, Actinopteri, Anguilliformes, Congridae.